Molecule: messenger RNA, 1314 nt
Organism: Seriola dumerili (greater amberjack)
Lineage: Eukaryota; Metazoa; Chordata; Actinopteri; Carangiformes; Carangidae
Exons: 8
Coding region: 147-1061 (304 amino acids)
Source: RefSeq, a predicted model, not a curated record
GCCGCAGCAGCAGCAGCAAUUCAUCGGAAAAGAUGAGGUCGGAUUUUAAAUAGCAGACUGCGGGGUUUUUAGUGUCGGCAUGCAGUAGCUAAACGCGCCAUGAUCGCCUGGGAAGGAGACGACCGUUGUCUGCCAUUUGGAUCAAGAUGAGCGGCAGCAGUAAAAGAGAGAGGGAGCAGAAGAGGAAGCUGCAGCACUUUCUGAGUGACCUGGCUUUGCUUGGAUCAUUACAGGGCUUUAAAUACUUCCAGCCUUGGCUCAGAGGGAAAGAGGAGUUGCUCCUGACAGUCGUCAACGAGGAUCUGGGUUGGCGAUCCCCAGGCUUUGUGGUGUCCAGAGCCUCCUCCUCCUCCUCCUCCACCAGCAGCUGUAACAGCAGUAAUGUCUCCCCCAGCAGCAGCUCCCCCAGCCUGGCCAGUCGGAGCAGCUCUCCCCUGCCCGGGGAACCUGUGGGCCCUCGAGAGCCCCCCACGCAACCACGCACCAAGACGCAGCCGCAGACUGCCAGGGACCCCGGCAGUGAGGAGCAUCUUCUCCCAGCAUCCCCCAGUGAACGAGAGAUAGCAGUGCCUGAGGUGAACUGCACUCUGUUUUUACUGGCCGGCUACGUCAAGUACGGGCGCCCCUACGCCUGGAUACGCUCCAAUCACGAGCGCCUGGUCAACAUCGGAGGCACCGAUUCGAUGGUCAAGGACACGCCCAUGAAACUCAAGUCCAUCUCAGACUGGCAGACGCGAGGUAUUCGUGUGUGGGACAUCGUCAGUGAGCUGGUGAGCCUGUGCACCGUUCCCUCUCCUUCAAACCCCUUCGCCCUGGACAUGCGUUACAUCAAAAGUCUCCCCCUCCCCGACCGAUUCCUCGUCACAGGCGCUCUCCUCAACUUCCUGGAGAUGUAUGUGGUGUACGGGAACCGGGACGAGCUGCACUAUGACAAAGUUGUAGAGGAGGUGAAGCCUCUGAGGCGUUUCCAUGUCCAGUCCCUGCUGGAGUUACAGCGACACAGAGAGGCCUCCAGGCCGAGCAGCAGUCCAACAGCGCGGGACUCUUCUGGAGAGGAGUGACCGCAAUUGAUCCGUAUAAAGAUGAGAUGUCCUCGGUGCACUUUUAAUAACUUCUUGUAGGAAAACAGAGACAGCACAUAGGUUGAAGUGCAUGAAAUCACACCUGAAGGACUGUCUGUAGGUGAAUGCUGUUAUGUUUUAAAGGAUUUUUCGUGCUUUGGUGUGUUUAAUGAUUGCAUUGUUUGACUCGUCGUGAGUGUUUGUACCCCGUGCGAACUAAAUGCCCGAAGAGAGCUCUCGUCACAGUAUUCAU